AGGGCAUCGCUACUUUGCCGGAUGUCUUGGCCGGCAGAUACAAUUUGAUUGAUGAGGACACGUAUUUUAUCGUAUCUAUCCAUGCAACUCUCCGCGGAGCCAUUUGCAGGGCACGGCACGAGGGGGAAGAUGUCAGGCUGGAUAUCGUUUCGGGUGAAAAAAGCAAAGAGGAUAUCGUUCCUGCGGAGUCCGAGCAGAGGUGCAAUAGUGAACUCGCCGUCGCCUACUGCGAGCACGCGAAGGCCAUCACCGGCAUGGACGCAUCCAGUCUCAGCACUCUCUACGAUUUUGGAGAGCAAAGCUUCAUGAUGACUUCGGAUAGUUGAAACUAACCCAACGGUUCUCUUCAGGGCCAACAACUGUCACCCAACGGCCUUUUUUUAGGGCCACAAAUACGAUGAAUACAGCUUCAUAAAUAUUUCAAAUAAACGCGU
Messenger RNA from Cylicocyclus nassatus, 434 nucleotides. The record is from the annotation of a GenBank genome assembly. NCBI's taxonomy places the organism in Eukaryota, Metazoa, Nematoda, Chromadorea, Rhabditida, Strongylidae.